This is a messenger RNA of Rana temporaria (common frog), 2568 nucleotides long. Its product is annotated as E3 ubiquitin-protein ligase TRIM39-like. The record is from RefSeq and is a predicted model, not a curated record. NCBI's taxonomy places the organism in Eukaryota, Metazoa, Chordata, Amphibia, Anura, Ranidae. Bases 17 to 1591 code for a protein of 524 amino acids. Gene Ontology annotation, molecular function: protein binding; zinc ion binding. The transcript has a single exon.
UCUUCUGCUGUCAGCGAUGGCGUCUGCUAAACUGAGAGCUGAGCUGGAAUGUUCCGUCUGUCUGAACAUUUAUACAGAUCCUGUAAACCUGAGAUGUGGACACAACUUCUGCCGGGUCUGUAUUGAUCGUGUGCUGGAUACACAGGAGGGGUCUGGAGGAUAUUCCUGUCCUGAAUGCAGAGAGAAGUUUCCGGAUCGGCCUGCACUGCAGAGGAACAUAACACUACGUAACAUAGUGGAGAAUUUCCUGUCUGUUCAACCAGAUCAGGAGGAGUCCAAGGUCUUCUGUACUCACUGUGUGGACUCUCCUGUACCUGCUGUUAGAUCCUGUCUGCACUGUGAGGUUUCUCUGUGUGAUAAACACCUGAGAGUCCACAAAAAGUCCCCAGAACACGUCUUAUGUGACCCCACCUUGUCCAUGGAGAGCAGGAAAUGCUCCGUCCAUAAGAAGAUCCUGGAGUAUUACUGCACUGAGGAUAAUACUUGUAUCUGUAUGUUUUGUGUAACUGGAAAACAUAAAGGACACCAGGUGGAGAUGCUGGAUGAGGCUUCCGGGAAGAAGAAGAAGAAACUGAGGAAUGUUCUGCAGAAACUUCUGACAAAGAGAAUGGAGACGGAGGAAAGAGUCCAGAGUCUGCAGGAACACAGGAGGAAAGUAGAAGAAGAAGCAGCUGGUGACACCGAGAGAGUCACUGUCCUGUUUAGAGAUCUCAGGAGACGUCUGGAAGAUCUGGAGAAGAGAGUCCUGAGGGAAAUCUCCGGGAGGGCAGAGCGGAUCUCCAUCUCCAUCCGGGAUCUGGAAAUAAAGAAGGAGGAGCUGUCCAGGAAGAUGCGUCACAUUGAGGAGCUGUGUAACACGGCGGAUCCACUGACUGUCUUACAGGAAUCAGACACAGGUGACUUGUGUGAUACUGAGGAUGGAGAUAAUGAGGACAGAGAGAGACAUGAGAAGCUCCUCCAUGAUGGAGGGGGUCUGGAUGUGGCUGGGAUAUCACACACAUUACACACAUUAUCUGAUAUAAUAAGAGAGGUAAAUGUAGACUUCUAUAUACAGGGAGCUGCAGACAUAUUACUGGAUGUAAAUACAACUAAUAAUUAUCUCCAUAUAUCAGAUGACAGGAAAACUGUAUCCAGGUCAGAUAGAAACCAGAAUCGUCCAGAAACUCCAGAGAGAUUUCAGCGUUAUACUCAGGUGUUGAGCAGUCAGAGUUUCUCCUCAGGGAGACAUUACUGGGAAGUGGAUGUCGGGGGAUCAGAUGACUGGAGAGUCGGGAUGUGUUACCCCAGUAUAGACAGGAGAGGAGAUCAGUCAGCGAUUGGAAAUAAUAACAAUUCCUGGUGUUUCUACAGGAAUGAUAAUAAGUAUGCAGUGAGACAUGACAGUAAUAAGAUCCUCUUACCCUCAAAUAUCUCCAGUAACAGAGUCAGGAUAUAUCUGGAUUAUGAGGCCGGGCGGAUCUCCUUUUAUGAUCUGUGUGACCCGAUCCGACACCUCCACACCUUCACCACCACCUUCACUGAGCCCCUCCAUGCUGGGAUAUAUGUAUGGGAAGGUUGUAUAAAGAUCUGUGGGGGGAAUCAGGAGAUGUGAGAAGUCUGUCCAGAGACUGGUGACAUCACAGGAAAAGGGGGGAUGAGAUUACUGAAAGGAUAAUUAACUAACCGACUCCUGGAAUCACUUCUAUUGAACAGUCACUAGGACAAGAAGAUUGACACUCUGCCCCUCCCUCACAUGUGCCCUCUUUGUGUGGGGUGGCAGCAAUGAACAGAUUCAGAGGAUGCAGUGCGGUCAUUGUGACGUGGUCACCUCUCCUCUAUUUCCUCUUCCUAUUUCAUGUACACUGAGGAGUGGUGUCAUUGUUGGCGUCAUAGUCGGUGUUGGCGGCUCUAAGAUGGACAUUGCUGUGCAGCAUGUUCUCUGGUCUCAUGUGUUCUCCAUAAUGUGUGAGGCUUUAUGUAGAAUAUCACACUCACCCAUCGGUGGGGAAGCCGAGCAGGAGACUGAAGAACAGGAUGUACUGUGACAUACACUUCAGUGCUGCUAACAGUGACACCGACACCACUCUUCAGUGUACAUGGAAUAGGAGGAGGAAAGAGAGGAGAGGUGACCACAUCCUAUCCCAUCACAGUGACCACACUGCACUCUGUACAUCUAGGAGAGGUCACAUGAACCCAUUUGGGGGGAGGGGACUAGGAAGGACAGAAGUGAGGUCUGGUAGAUGGUGGUGGGUGAUGAGCUCCAUCUGUACUGGGAGGAGUCAUGGAGAUCGGGGGAGGGGAGAGGGGUAAAGGGUGACAAUAGAUCAGGUUGGGGUAGGGGCAGAUACAAGUUCCCUGGCUGUCAUUCUGAUCCAAUGGCUUCCAUAGUCUCUAGGUAACUGACCCAGAACAAGUAUUCAGAUUUGUCAUUUUCAAUGAACUUGGAUUUCUUCAUCUGCUGAUUGUUCCAGGUCAGUGUCUGAAAGUACUGAGACAAUACCAGAGACAGCCAGGCAAACAGCAUUUUCAGAAGGGGUCUAGCAUUGUCUUCGCCAUAGUCCCCUCAUUACAGGUUUCAUUAAGGCCCCA